AUGUUUAAUGACAUGGAUAAGGAUGAGGCAGCAGCUCGCGAGACACGACAAGGCAAGAAUAUGGCUGAAGCAGCUAUGACUACUAUGAAUAGUCUCCAACACUACAUCUGGCCGACGUUGGCAGAUACUGAGUGCAUUAGCCAGGGACACUGCAGCGUACCACACUAUCAAUCCAAGGUCGCAGUCAACAGAUACAUAGAAUUCAAACCAGAGCUGCUAUCCAAGGUAUCGUUUCUCUGGUGCUCUUACUAUGCAGCAAGCUUCACACGCGGCUGUCUGACACCAAUCUUUGUUCCCGAGUCAGGAAGAUACCUACAGCUGCAAAGUGUACCUGAUGACACGCUGAUGGCAUUCGUCGGCAAUGCUUGUACAAAUUUGGGUGCUUUCAUUAUGACCAUUCUUGAGCAGCCCUUGAAAGCUGGAGACGGCAAGACAGUCUUUGCAUAUAUUGGAACGGGAACAUUAGGGGACCUUCUGCAAACUUGGGCCAAGGCCUACAGCGUAGAAGCGCAUGUGGGAAAGGCUUAUUGGUUCGAGACCAACGCCCUUCUUCUGCUCACACAAAACAUGACUUCAUCUACCCUUCAUACGCUAUGCAAUGAUCAAGAAGAAAAGAAGAAAGACGGGCUGUCUUACAUGCCGCACCCGACGUCGUGGGAGAUGGAGUGGGUUUUUGACACCAUUAUUGCUCUUGGUUCUAUGCACCGUGCCACAUUACUAUUGUCACAAAAAGGAGGGAACGACCGUCAUCGCGGAUUAGACACAAAGGUCAUCGCCAUCCAAACAUAUAUUAGAGCUCUGGAGGGUUUAUCGACUUGUAUGGCUGAUACGAAGGAUCCCACUCCAUUGGCGGUAGGCGUGCUAGUACUCAUGGCGUACAUUGAGUGCUUCUCGGGAAAUCUUCCAGCCGCGAUUCGUCAUACUCAGGUCAUUCAAUGCUACUCACAGGCGAUGCAGGUGGACGAUCAACAACCUGUUGGGCGUUUCAUUUCACCGAUUGAGUCAUCCAUUCGCGAUUUAGAACUCAUCUGUCGCAUCAUGAGGCCAUUCCCGAGUCCAUUGGAACCGAGCUGUCGAUCCAACGCCGAAAAGUUGACAGUCAAUCUCCCUUCAUCAUUCUUUGAAGUAGCGGAAAACUCGUCCUCGAUGCUUCAGCAACUCCUCGAGUUCACUUCUGCAGAUCUUGAUCUCAAACACCUAGUUUGGUGUGCCUAUGCAGCGCAUUACCAUACCGCCUCCAAGGAAAAAGUCUUGGCUUUCUUGCAGGCACUCGAUGAUUGGAGAUCAAACAACUUAGCAGCCCUGCAGACGUUGAAAUUGGAGGACCCCCCGUCGGAUCAAAUCGACUUCUCCUACCAGGCCCUGUGUAAACGUCCAUUCCCGCCACCUUGUCACGAGGAUGUAAAUCCGGAGGGUUGUCUUGCUCUGACGCUUUACACCUUCUACAAGGCACGUCUUCUUUGGGCAUUGUGUCUUUUCGAGGACCAGAACAGCAGCAUUGAGUUGGAUACAUACUUUCACGUGUAUCAAUUCUUGCGAUACGCAAGGACGGCUUUAAAAAUCAUGCACCAGUCUGCUACAUCUGAAAGCUUGCUACCUUGUGAGAACUUGAGGGUCGGCUUAUCCCCGUUACUUUACCUCGCAGGACGUUGCUGUCCCACACCAUCGUGGCUUCGCUGGAUCAUCCAGGAACUUGAACUCGUGGGCCGAGAAGGCCUCUUCCACAAUCAGCCGUUUGCGAAAACUCUCGAGAUUCUACUCCUACUUGAAGAACUUAAAAUACAAUCUUCAAAUUCUUCCGAAACAGAAAGAUUCGUCCCAGCCUCUUCGCGAACCAUUGCUCUUCUAAUCCCGGAUAUCGACUGCCGAAGUUUCAAUGCCUACUACUCACAUCCGCUGAAGUCGAGUCAUGAAGAUGCGAAGGAAUUCAAACUCGUCAGAGUUGCUCGUUGGUCAGAUGCAACUAGGCAGUCAGGCCCUGUCGUGGAGGAUUACGAGAUAUACGAACAGCUCUUUUGUAAGGACUGGCUCUUCGAACAGCCAGUUGUACGGAAAUGGUUGGACUGGAACUGCCACACAGAGUUUGACUUGAAUCGUGUGAUUCAGGACCACAUUACUGGAAACCGUCUAUUGCUGGAAGCUGGCCUCGAGCAAUGA
Pochonia chlamydosporia 170 is the source of this 2157-nucleotide messenger RNA. RefSeq names its product nmrA-like family domain-containing protein. The coding region runs from base 1 to 2157 and encodes 718 amino acids. The record is from RefSeq and is a predicted model, not a curated record. NCBI's taxonomy places the organism in Eukaryota, Fungi, Ascomycota, Sordariomycetes, Hypocreales, Clavicipitaceae. The transcript has 4 exons.